AAGCUACGCGGACGGUUUCGUUGCUCUGUCGGCAAGAUGGCUGGGCGAGAGGAGUCGGGUGUGACCCUGGGUCAGCCACAUCUUUCUCGCCAGGAUCUUUCCACAUUGGAUGUUACCAGGUUGACACCACUCUCACAUGAAGUUAUCAGCAGACAAGCCACCAUUAAUAUAGGUACGAUUGGUCACGUUGCUCAUGGAAAAUCUACCGUGGUAAAAGCUAUUUCUGGAGUUCACACUGUCAGAUUCAAAAAUGAGCUAGAAAGAAAUAUUACAAUCAAGCUUGGGUAUGCUAAUGCCAAGAUUUACAAACUUGAUGAUGCAAGUUGUCCUCGGCCAGAAUGUUACAGAUCUUGUGGGAGUAGUACACCUGAUGAGUUUCCUACAGACAUUCCAGGGACCAAAGGGAACUUCAGACUAGUCAGACAUGUUUCCUUUGUUGACUGUCCUGGCCAUGAUAUUUUGAUGGCUACUAUGCUGAAUGGUGCAGCAGUGAUGGAUGCAGCUCUUCUGUUAAUAGCUGGUAAUGAAUCCUGUCCUCAGCCUCAGACUUCUGAACACCUGGCUGCCAUAGAAAUUAUGAAACUGAAGCAUAUUUUGAUUUUGCAAAAUAAAAUUGAUUUGGUAAAAGAAAGUCAGGCUAAAGAACAGUAUGAACAGAUCCUUGCAUUUGUACAAGGUACAGUAGCAGAAGGAGCUCCUAUUAUUCCAAUUUCUGCUCAACUAAAAUAUAAUAUUGAAGUUGUUUGUGAGUAUAUUGUUAAGAAAAUUCCAGUACCUCUUAGAGACUUUACUUCAGAACCCCGACUUAUUGUUAUUAGGUCCUUUGAUGUCAACAAACCUGGCUGUGAAGUUAAUGAUCUUAAAGGUGGUGUGGCUGGUGGUAGUAUUUUAAAAGGAGUGUUAAAGGUGAGCCAGGAAAUAGAAGUCAGACCUGGUAUUGUUUCCAAAGAUAGUGAAGGAAAACUCAUGUGUAAACCAAUCUUUUCCAAAAUUGUAUCACUUUUUGCGGAACACAAUGAUCUUCAGUAUGCUGCUCCAGGUGGUCUUAUUGGAGUUGGAACAAAAAUUGACCCCACUUUGUGCCGGGCUGACAGAAUGGUGGGGCAGGUGCUUGGUGCAGUUGGAGCUUUACCAGAGAUUUUCACAGAAUUGGAAAUUUCCUAUUUUCUACUUAGACGACUUCUUGGUGUACGCACAGAAGGAGACAAGAAAGCAGCAAAGGUACAAAAGUUGUCCAAGAAUGAAGUGCUCAUGGUGAACAUAGGAUCCCUUUCAACAGGAGGAAGAGUUAGUGCUGUCAAGGCUGAUCUGGGUAAAAUAGUUCUCACUAAUCCUGUGUGCACAGAAGUGGGAGAAAAAAUAGCCCUUAGCCGAAGAGUUGAGAAACAUUGGCGUUUAAUUGGUUGGGGUCAGAUAAGAAGAGGAGUAACCAUCAAGCCAACAGUAGAUGAUGAAUGAAGAUUAUCAGUUAAAUAAUAUGUUUGGAUGAAGUCAGAAUUUCUCUUAACAACCUAGUGGUAUAAUUUCAAAGCAGUACCAGCAAAAUACAUUUCAUUUCCUUAGUAUAGCUGUUAAAGUUGUUUUCAUUUUUUUCUGAUGAGAAUUAGUUUUUAUUCUAAAAUAAACAAUAGGGUCUAUGAUAAAUGUCAGAAUUAGCAUGUUGAUGGGUUCAACGCACAUUUUAGCAAUGUCACUUUUGUGCAUUAGUUCAGGCUUCAAAUGAAGCUGCUGUUAAAAACCAGCAUUUGCUAGUGUAUGCAUACCACUGAACCUGUUCAAAAUAAAGUUUUUCUUUUAGUUUUUCAUGA
Messenger RNA from Odocoileus virginianus texanus, 1808 nucleotides. RefSeq names its product eukaryotic translation initiation factor 2 subunit 3, X-linked-like. Gene Ontology annotation, cellular component: eukaryotic translation initiation factor 2 complex; cytosol. Gene Ontology annotation, molecular function: GTP binding; translation initiation factor activity; GTPase activity. The record is from RefSeq and is a predicted model, not a curated record. Gene Ontology annotation, biological process: formation of translation preinitiation complex. NCBI's taxonomy places the organism in Eukaryota, Metazoa, Chordata, Mammalia, Artiodactyla, Cervidae.